Coccidioides immitis RS is the source of this 294-nucleotide messenger RNA. RefSeq lists its product as uncharacterized. The transcript has 3 exons. NCBI's taxonomy places the organism in Eukaryota, Fungi, Ascomycota, Eurotiomycetes, Onygenales, Onygenaceae. The record is from RefSeq and is a predicted model, not a curated record. The coding region runs from base 1 to 294 and encodes 97 amino acids.
AUGGCGGUCAAACCAACGCUUCUAGUCAGCUGGCCUGUCCGCCUCCAUCUUUUGGCGGCACUUUGCCAGAUUACGAAUUUUUUCUCUCGGGUUGGGUCAAGCAGAGGCGUAUUGGCAAGAAAUUGGGGUGCUAUCCUCCUGUCUCUAUCCCGCAAACUUGGAGGAGGGUUUGUGCUGGUGAUGCUUCAAUAUCGCCCGACAGGGAGUCUUCGUGCUUGCCAACAAGCUAUUCGUCUUAAUGAUUGGCCAUAUUUGUCUGUCCGGAAGUCUGAAAAGAGCUUUCCGAGUUUCUGA